Molecule: messenger RNA, 291 nt
Organism: Balaenoptera ricei (Rice's whale)
Lineage: Eukaryota; Metazoa; Chordata; Mammalia; Artiodactyla; Balaenopteridae
Gene: PDE6G
Product: phosphodiesterase 6G
Exons: 3
Coding region: 28-291 (87 amino acids)
Biological process (GO): positive regulation of epidermal growth factor receptor signaling pathway; visual perception; positive regulation of G protein-coupled receptor signaling pathway
Cellular component (GO): photoreceptor outer segment membrane
Molecular function (GO): cGMP binding; 3',5'-cyclic-nucleotide phosphodiesterase activity
Source: RefSeq, a predicted model, not a curated record
CGCCGCGGGGUUUCUGCCAGCCUGGCCAUGAACCUGGAGCCGCCCAAGGCCGAGAUCCGGUCGGCCACCAGGGUGAUUGGGGGGCCCGUCACUCCCAGGAAAGGGCCCCCCAAAUUUAAGCAGCGGCAAACCAGGCAGUUCAAGAGCAAGCCCCCCAAGAAAGGCGUCCAAGGGUUUGGUGACGACAUCCCCGGAAUGGAAGGCCUGGGAACAGACAUCACUGUCAUCUGCCCAUGGGAGGCUUUCAACCACCUGGAGCUGCAUGAGCUGGCCCAGUACGGCAUCAUCUAG